UGAUCGGUGGCAUCUUGUUCGAUUGCUCUCCCCUGCCUAGAUGGACAACAUGGCCACGAUGUUUUGAGUAAUCUCUGUCAGGGUCGUUUGUUUCGGAAAGCUAAACGUAACACUGCAAAACAUCGAAACCCUCAAGAGUAAUGGGUUUAACACAGAGCAGUGGUGCACCUGAGGGGGGUACAGAAGGAUAUCAUGUCCAUGGGAUUCAAGAGGACUCACCGGCAGAGAAAGCUGGUUUGGAACCGUUUUUUGAUUUCAUCAUAUCCAUCGGUCAUAAUCGUCUUAACCAGGAGAAUGAAAUGCUCAAGGACCUCCUCAAGGCUAAUGUGGAGAAACCGGUGAAGAUGGAAGUGUAUAGCACAAAGACCAUGAGGAUGCGAGAGUUGGAAGUGGUUCCCAGCAACAUGUGGGGUGGUCAAGGACUUCUGGGAGCCAGUGUCCGCUUCUGCAGCUUUCAAGGAGCCAAUGAAAACGUUUGGCAUGUUCUCGAUGUGGAGCCAAAUUCACCAGCAGCAUUGGCCGGACUCCAGGAACAUUCAGAUUUCAUUGUUGGAGCUGAUCAGGUUCUCCAAGAUUCAGAGGAUUUCUUCUCCCUAAUUGAAGCCCAUGAGGGGAAACCACUGAAGCUGCUGGUCUACAAUACAGAGACUGAUAAUUGCAGGGAGGUGAUUGUCACACCAAAUGGUGCCUGGGGCGGAGAAGGCAGUCUCGGCUGUGGCAUUGGAUAUGGCUACCUGCACCGAAUCCCAGCACGACCUGACAGCCCAAAAUCUGAAAAAGUCAGUCCAAAAGCUUCUCCUGUGGCAGGAACGCCAGAGCAAGAGCUUCCUACAAAUGGAUUCACAGAGGUGUCCUUAAUGGCGUCUAGUCAGUCAAUGAGUGGCUUUGAUCUUGACACCCCGCUGCCACCUCCCCUUCAGAGAGUCAUGGAUCCUGGUUUCUCGGAUCAGUCAGAAGUGGCCAUGAUGAAUUCGGAGGUGUCAGACAUAGCAGACCGACUGGACCUAUCCACUUCUUCCAUUGACAUGACGAACACAUCCCUAGCUGUCCGAGAGGACAUUGACGUAUCAGGUGUCGAGGAGCUUCAAGAUAGGGAGGUUCCUAGUGGUAACCCUGAGGAGCAAAAUACAGAGGAAUAUCCAGCUGUGGAUUUCAGUUCUUCUGUUGCACCACUUUCACACUUUCCUCCUCCCCUUUCUCUCUCACACCCUCUUCUCCCAAAUCUGCCUCUCGAGCAUAGCUUGCCCACAGACAUGGCAUAUUUGAUGAAUUCUUCAAUCCCAUCUCUCGACUCUUCUGUGCCUCCUAUAGACAUCUCUUCCCUGCUCAUUGACCCCGCCGCCCUUCAUCUCGAGUCAUCUGCCCCACCUGCAGAAUAUCCCGUGCAACCCAACGAGUCCUCACCUUUCUCCUCAGAAAGUGAUGGUGUCAAUCAGGGUUUUUCUGAUGAGCCACAGUCUCAAAAGAGCAGCUUGUCUGCGGGCAGAGCAGAGGCCGUAUCCUCUGACCUGAUGUCUUUCGAUUCCCAUAAUGCACAUGUCAAAGAUGAAGCUGCUUCUCAGUAGUGACACUACCAAGUACUACCUUGAGUCUUGUUUACGCAGUUGCACAAAAAUCACUGAGUGUGUGUUUCUUAAUGGAUUUGUUACUGUUAGGAUCAGGUGUGUUUUUUAAACGGUUGUGUGCAAUUUACGUUUUAUUUUGCGUUUUAGUUUGCAUCUAGUAGUCAUGAUGAUUGUAUGCUGUUGUUUUAAAUUGUGUAGAUCUUAAUUUAGAAGAUAAUGUUUUAUGUUACUAAAUUGAAACCUUUUUAUUUAGCUUGAUUAAUUAAAACCGCUUAGAUUUUUCUACCAGAUUUAAACCCCCCCAAAAUCUCAAACUUUAUUUAAUUGACAAUUUGUUCUUAAUAUUUGUAGUGUUUAUUUAGCUAUGACACAAACACUCAUGGGUUACGGUGUUAAAUUGAACUGUAGAUUAUAGAGCUAAUGUUAGAAUAUACAUAAGGAUCAUUAGAACACUGACAAAAUCAUUUUGUCUAGAAAAAGCAUUAAAUUUUUUUGUCUUACUUUGUUACAUAUAAUAUUUUAGAACCUGUUAGGGUUUUAUUGAUUUAGUGAUUUUGGUUGUUGUGGGAAUGUUUAAGCAAAGGACAUUUUUUUAAUGCUGGACAAGGGUUUUGUAUUUGUUUAGUUUUGCGAACUAAAAUCUUCCCGGCUAAUUAGAUUUUUAAACUUAUUUUGAUGUGAUUAUAGAAUUUUUCAACAGAAAUAUUUAAUUGGAAUAUUUGCAACUUAGUCUUCAUUCAUAGUGAUUUAUGUGAACUUUAGGUUUAAAAAAAAAUGCUAUAUUUAUUUGUUGAAAACAGAGUUAAAUCAACACUAGAGGAAUGUUGCCACAGUAAAAUGUGCUUUUCAUGUCAUUUAUUGAUCUAUGCAAAUACAGAUAUUGUAUUAAUGCCAAUGGAAUUUCUGUGGUAAUGAGUAUAAUCAUCAAUGCCACAUUUUAAGAAUAGUGUCAGACACAGGACUUUAUUUUUUUCUGUUUUGAUGAUGAGAAGAGCGAAAUAAUACAAUACCACUUUGAAAAUUUCAGUCAUGAACCAAGACUUUAUACGUGUCUAUACAGGCAAAGUUAUUCCUGAUUACAUCUCUUUGCAUGGACGUGAUCUUGGAACAUCACAAGGGUGAAGAGACAAUGUUUUUAAUUUGACUUUAAAAUUUGAUUUUAACAGAAAAUGGCCUACUGUACCCACAUAAACUGUAUUUUUGGGGUUUCUGGAAAAAUAUCAGAUUGAAAAACAUUGCAACCAUCCACAGCAAUAAAAGAUACACAACAUGAA
This is a messenger RNA of Cyprinus carpio (common carp), 2839 nucleotides long. Its product is annotated as Golgi reassembly-stacking protein 1-like. Gene Ontology annotation, cellular component: Golgi apparatus. Gene Ontology annotation, molecular function: protein binding. NCBI's taxonomy places the organism in Eukaryota, Metazoa, Chordata, Actinopteri, Cypriniformes, Cyprinidae. The record is from RefSeq and is a predicted model, not a curated record. Gene Ontology annotation, biological process: Golgi organization.